Molecule: messenger RNA, 1044 nt
Organism: Ceratosolen solmsi marchali
Lineage: Eukaryota; Metazoa; Arthropoda; Insecta; Hymenoptera; Agaonidae
Product: RRP15-like protein
Exons: 4
Coding region: 64-990 (308 amino acids)
Biological process (GO): maturation of LSU-rRNA; maturation of 5.8S rRNA
Cellular component (GO): preribosome, large subunit precursor
Source: RefSeq, a predicted model, not a curated record
AUAUAUAGAUAAACAUUUGUUGUACAUAAUUUAAAGUCUAUAGUUAUUAGAAUAAUAUUCAACAUGAUAGCCCAUGAUGUGUCUGUAAAGAAUAAAAAGUCACUUAAAAAAGUUUCGGUACAAGUACCGGUGGUCAAGGAAUCGGAAGACAGUGAUUCUAAAGAAUUUGAUGAUUCGGAUGCAGAAAAAGCUGGAACUGAUAGUCCUAAUGAAGAACUGGAAAACAGAAAAAAUAUUACUACCGACGAUGAAACAAGUUCUGGAGCGGAAGGAGAUGAAUCCGAUGCCAACGACGACGAUGAAUUAAAUAAUGUUAAUAGUACAUUGAAUCAAAAUAAUCCUCAUUGGGCAGAUGCUAUGAAAAAGGUUUUAGGUACUAAGAAACCAAAAAGAAAAAAAUCUAUAGUUCUGUCGAAGGCCAAGAAAAUAAAUGAGAUAUUACCAAAGCCUAAAGAAGUAGUACUGCCGUUCGAAAUUGAGACGAACGAAGGUAAAAUAAAAACAGAAACGGUAGAAGUAACGGAAAAAAUUAUAAAAGAUGAAAAUCUUGCCACACAAAAGAAGCAAAGGAGAAAAAUUUUGGGAAAGAAGAUAAGAGUAAAACCAUCUGUAUUGGACAGAGACUACGAAAAACGUUUACAAAAAAUUGCAACUAGUGGAGUUGUUCAACUGUUUAAUGCGGUGAAGCAGCAGCAAAAAGAUAUUGAAAAUAAAAUAAUUGAAGCAGGACCAUUGGAAAGGAAAAGAGAAAAGGCUUUAAAAUCCAUUAACAGACAAACAUUUUUAAAUGUUUUAAUGGGUGGUACUAAUAAUUUGGUAGAGGAUAGUGCAAAAAAACUUGACAAAGAAGACGAACCAAAAAAAGAGAAUGAGGUUUGGAGUGUUUUGAGAGACGAUUUUGUCAUGGGAGCCAAAAUGAAAGAUUGGAACAAGGAUAACAAAAGUUCCGACGAAGAUUCAUCACCUCCGGAAGAAAUGGAUAGUGAUUGAAAAAAAAACUAGAAGUAUAAUUUUAUAAAUUGUAAACUACAGUCAAUAUUGAUA